CUCCUCGGAGCCCCCAGCCGCCGCCGCCGCCGCCCAGCCGCCGCCCCCGGGAACCGCGACAAUGAACCCCCAGUGCGCCCGCUGCGGGAAAGUCGUGUAUCCCACCGAGAAAGUCAACUGCCUGGAUAAGUAUUGGCAUAAAGGAUGUUUCCAUUGUGAAGUCUGCAAGAUGGCUCUCAACAUGAACAACUACAAAGGCUAUGAAAAGAAGCCCUAUUGUAAUGCACACUACCCAAAGCAGUCCUUCACCACGGUGGCAGAUACACCUGAAAACCUUCGUCUGAAGCAGCAAAGUGAAUUGCAGAGUCAGGUCAAGUACAAAAGAGAUUUUGAAGAAAGCAAAGGGAGGGGCUUCAGCAUCGUUACAGACACUCCUGAACUACAGAGGCUCAAGAGGACUCAGGAACAAAUCAGUAACGUAGGUGACCAUUUGUUCAGUGAUGUAAUAACCCUGACUUUUAUUUCUGGUGAGAAAGUGAAAUUGGACAACUUGGAAGUGUUCUUAUUGCUGUAAAUGCCAGCAGUACUCGGUAUCCUCAGAAAAUAUGCCAGGUUCAUCUACUGAAUCGCUUCCCUUUGAUUUCAUCACUGUUAUCAAGAGCCUAACAUUAAUAGCAGUGACUAUAGGCAUACCUACUUUUACUGUUUUACUUUUUUUUUUUUUUUUAAACAAUUAGAAGAUUUGUGACAACCCUGUAUUGUCAGGUGAUGUUUAGCAUUUUUUAGCAAUAAAAUAUUUUUUAAUUAAGGUAGAUACACUUUGGCCACCUGAUGUGAAGAGCCGCCUCAUUGGAAAAGACCCUGAUGCUGGGAAAGAUUGAGGGCAGGAGGAGAAGGGGGCGGCAGAGAAUGAGGUGGUUGGAUGGAAUCACCGACGCGAUGAAUGUGUUUGAGUAAGCUCCAGGAGAUAGUAAAGGACGGGGAGGCCUGGCAUGCUGCAGUCCAUGGGAUCUCAAGGAGUCAAACAUGACUUAGCGACUAAACAACAACAACAAGAUGUUUUG
Dama dama (fallow deer) is the source of this 1004-nucleotide messenger RNA. Its product is annotated as LIM zinc-binding domain-containing Nebulette-like. Gene Ontology annotation, molecular function: actin filament binding. Lineage: Eukaryota; Metazoa; Chordata; Mammalia; Artiodactyla; Cervidae. Gene Ontology annotation, cellular component: focal adhesion. The coding region runs from base 62 to 514 and encodes 150 amino acids. The transcript has a single exon. The record is from RefSeq and is a predicted model, not a curated record.